Molecule: messenger RNA, 4024 nt
Organism: Siniperca chuatsi (mandarin fish)
Lineage: Eukaryota; Metazoa; Chordata; Actinopteri; Centrarchiformes; Sinipercidae
Gene: zfand3
Product: zinc finger, AN1-type domain 3
Exons: 7
Coding region: 658-1266 (202 amino acids)
Molecular function (GO): zinc ion binding; DNA binding
Source: RefSeq, a predicted model, not a curated record
CGCGUUUCCGGCCCAGCAUACUUCGUACCAGCGACGUGUGAAUAGGGGUGGCCAUGCACUGUUAAGAGGGGAAGGCCUUACUCAAUCUAUUUGUUUUAUCUUUUUCGUAUCCUCCCACGCAUUCGACAUCGCCACAGUUGUAUUUUAUCUGUAUCGAUGGACAGCUUGCGAUUUUUCUAAGCUUUUUAGUGUCGAGUAAAACACCGGGACGCCCCUCUCUUUUUGUUUGUCGGUCGUAACGUCCGAACGUCCAGCUGAUUGCUUCGAGUGCCGUUCAAUUAUUCCAGUUCAAACUAAGCCGUUUUGUUUGACUUAACGGAAGGAUUUUGUGGCCGAAACGGGCCGAGUUCGCCCCCCUUUUUCACCGACUUGUGGACUUUAAAACAAAGAGGACAUUUAUCUUUUUGUUUAACUUGAGUGUUGGAUCGUUUUUCUCAUUGAACGACCAGGCCCCGGACUCAUCCCCAGCCUCGCGUUUCCAUAUCGGUUUUUGUUGGAAGUCAUGGGAGACACUAGUGAACGAAGCAAACCCCCGAGUCUACCUCCCCGGUGUCCCUGUGGAUUUUGGGGGCUGGGUCACUGUGCAGCCAUGACUGAAACAGGUGACUGACAAAGAACUCUGGGCUUUUGCAGGACCUAACUCUGUCCAGUAAAACCAUGAAUCUCUGCUCCAAAUGUUUUGCUGACAUCGAAAAGAAGCAGCCAGGGGAGGACUGCACCACCAAGCCUAUCCAAAGCACUGGGAGUAGCCAAUCACCAGUUUUUAGUAGCGAGACGAGCAGUAGCAGUAGCCAAUCCCUUUUGUCAUCGCCGCCCUCUAGCUCCGAGCAGCCGUCAGCCGAAGAGCCCUCGCCCACGUUGCCCAGCACGAGGGAAGGCAUGUCGUCCACAGAAACAGCCCAAGGCACACUCUGCACACCCACAAAACGUCCACGAGAAUCAGCGUCGGCCUCAGAGAGUGAGGCGACGCCAGAGAAACGGCCACGGACAGACGAGAAGGAGGGGAGCAGCGAGGCCCGCGGGACGCCCAAGCAGAAGAAUCGCCGGCGCUGCUAUCGCUGCCAAACCAAACUAGAGCUGGUGCAGCAGGAACUGGGCUCCUGUCGCUGUGGCUAUGUAUUCUGCAUGCUUCACCGUCUACCCGAGCAGCACGACUGUCUGUUCGACCAUCUGGGCCGCGGGCGCGAGGAGGCCGUCCUCAAGAUGGUGAAGCUGGACCGCAAGGUGGGCCGCUCGUGCCAACGCAUCGGGGAAGAGUGCUCCUGAUUGGCCACACCGUGACCAGCCAUCCAGUUAGAGAUGAGGCGCUUACAAAGAGGAGGAGGAGGUGGAAGGAGAGCUGGGAGGAAUGACAAAUGGGGGGAGGGGGGAGGGGGGGAGAAGAAGAAGAAGAGGAGGAGGGGAGGGAACAUGGUUGUAACAUCCUGCAUCUGACCUGACAAUUCUGGAUCUGAGCUUGACGCCACCCUGUUGAUGUCCUGAUUUCCUGCGUGGAGCGUCUGUUUGGACGAGGCUCUGGACGAGGCCGCUCGGGGCCAACAGGGGCCCUGGUGGCUGUUCUGCGGAGCCACGUUCAGUAUCGCAUGUUCACACACACAGCCUUAACCCAACCCCCAGUCUUCAGAGGAAGGAUGCCGCAGAGACGGAUCCAGCCUGUCGUACAUCAUGCACAGCUCCGCUGUUUCUCGCCACGGUUUCCUCCUCUUUGCUCACGCUCCUUUUAUUCAGUACAGGAAGUUGUGGAAGAUGAACUGUUGUAGCGUUCAGCUGAACUGAUCCAUUUGGAUUCUCAUUCGACAAAGUUUUUGUUUUUGUUUUUUUUUUCCAUUUCUUGGUCGCGGGUGAGGGGUCCAGCUCUAUCCCACGGCCACUCCUCAGGUCGUCAUCAAGGGGUUGGAGUAUCAAACCUGUAACCCUGCCUUCCUCCUUCUUUUUUUCUUCCACCGACGUUAAGGUCCAUGUGUGAUGCUGCACUAACCAUGUUUUGCUCGUGCAUGGUACCAGCAACAGUGUAUUUGUGCAGGUUUGAGUGUGGUAAUGUGAGGCAGUCCAAGGAUGCUGUCAUAGUUUGAUUUGAUUUUUCUUUUUUUCCCCCUGUGUGGCCGUCAUGGUGAUUAGCUCUGUUUUUACUGCUUAACCACGGUGUCGUGGAGGACAAUACAGCCAAUCCCUGCCUCUGCUCACAUGGACUGUUGACAAAAAGAAAAAUACAAAUAAAUAUAAAAAAAUAAAAACCACACUAAUGGACAAAAAGUCACUUGGAUAAAUCCUCUGUGUAGCAGAUCCUCUUCUCCCUCUUACCCUCCCCUUUUUCAAUUUACUGAGUCGUACUGUUGUUUUACCUAAAGGGGAAUACGACUGAAUUUUUGUAUUCAAAUGAAGAGUUCUUCGCCAAAUCGCCAUGUAUUCAUUUAUAAAAAAGAAAUAACCGAAGUUCAUCACUGAGUGUCUCUAUAGUUGUAGACGAUCAGUCAAGAGUGCUAAACUGAAUACUAAUUACUUACUACCCUUUAAAUCGUUCUAUAAUUUAUUUUGUGGGUAGGAUUAGGUCAUUUAAUUUUCAGGUCGGGAAUAUCUGUUUGGAACCUAAUUCUUAAAAUGUAAUAAUUUCGUUGUUUUUUUACGCCCAGGGCGUAAUUUCUGCUAGUGAGCUUUCACUAAAUCAAAGAGAGAUGGGUUUGUCCCACAGUUUAAAUCAGUGAUGUCAUAUUGAUACACAGCACAAGUGAAAAUUGAUGUUAAGGCUGAGAAAUUAACCAAAAGCUGGUUAACUUGGAGACGUUAUACACCUAAAGCAAAAAUGAAAAACAAGGUUGGGAAGAUAACACCAGCCAAACGUUGAUACGUUUUGAAUAUGGCUGGACUCUUAACUCGCCACGUCAGCAGAGUGAUCAACCAUGAUUGGUUCUCUUCAGUUCAGUUUUGCUAUUAAUUAACCUCAUUCAGGUGUAUGUAGGUGUAAGAUGAAACGUGAACCCAAGACUCCCAGCGGUCCAUCGUGUAUUUUUUUUUCUUUUUUUUUCUGUCUGACCCUGUCGAGGUUGUACAUCUCUUGACAUCACAGAUUCAAACCGUCGCUCUUUAGUGUCUAAUGACGCCUCUGCUGGUUUUGGCUGCAGAAAGAACGUGGAUUCUUAAAUUGAGUGGUUUCCCCUUUCCUCAUACGUUUUUGUUUUGUCAUUGUUUCCGACCCUGCUCUUAAUCAGCCUACACAGUCUGACUGCUUGGACUUUGUGCUGUGCAUAUUGUUCAGUUACACACCUCUCUUCCUCCUUCUCCUAAAGGGGUGUUUUACCAAAAUCAACUUUUUUGUUUGUGACGUUGCAGAGGCUGACUUAUUUUCUUCAAAUUAAAAUUUUUGUUGUUUGUUUGGCAUUUAGCACACAUUGUAGGUGCAUUAAAAGUAUAAGUUGUGAUUUGUUCAGUACAGGUACGGAAUCUCCAUAAAACGUACUUUGCAGCAUCACAGGAAGUGCAAUUUGAUGAUUUUGAAUUGUAUGUGGCUGUUUUUCCAAUUUAGAGAAGUAACGGAUACGAAGCAGUAGAUUUCCUUAAAUGGCAAGAAAAUCAGAAAGCGUCCUUUUUUGCAAAUGAACAUCGAAAAAGUUGAUUCAGGUGGAGAGCCCUUAUAACCACACACCACUUAACUAUGCUAAUCCUCAUGCACAAAUUAUUGUUUCUUCCCUCCCUCACCUCUCCCCACCCCUCUUGUCUUUUCCAAUGAGAACACAGCUCAUAAAGGGAGCUUGGAGAAAUGUCGUGGCUGGUUCUUAUUUUGAUAUUUUGAAAAACGUGUUCCUUUUUUGAGUGCUAAUGAGAAAUGGAAGAAAUGGAAUAUGUUUCUGUACCUUUUUAGAGAAAAAAAUUAUUUAACCUUAUAUCAGUUUGAGUUACUUACACCCUAGCAUAGAGUGGCAUAUUUAGUUAAAUGUAUAAAAAAGCAAGAACAUAAUUCUGUCCUAUUUUCUCCUUUAAUUUUAUCGUGUUCCAAUUUCUGCUGAGGAAAAUAAACUGGAUUAGAGGA